CACAGAUUUAGUUGUCAUGAUAUUAUCACCUGCCCAUUGAUAUUUAAAGUAGCUGAGCAUCUCUGCCUUCAAUAUUUAACCCUGGGUCAGUCUCGGUAGCCACAUUUACAAACAAAUAGUGGCUUAAAUGAGGCCCCAAUCAAUGCAAGUUGAUGUUUAACUGUUUGCUGAGCAACUGCCAAUCUUUGACUCUCAGGAAUUCUGCUAUCCGCAGUCACUUAGUCGCUCCUUUUUUGGACUAAGCAGCAAGUUUUUUUUCUAAUUUAAAUUUAAGUUACGUAAGGACAUGGACCUUCAUCUGACACUCCUGUUGAUCUGUCUCUGCAGCCAAGGAGUCACUAGUGUUGAGGUGGCAGAAAAUGACUCGAUCCCUUUGGUGCCUCUCAUUCCUUUGAUGCCGAGCCACCCCAUAGAGAAUGUAGAAAAUGAAACUACAGUACAACCAGAAACUGCAGCUACCACAGAAGUACCUGUAAUUUUAACAACAACCAUUACUGGGCCCACUGGGAGCUCAGAACAAGAGGAGGAACAAGAUGGAGUUUGUCUGUCUGUCAGCCGAAGCCGACAGUCCAGGGAGGCCAUCGGCGCAGCCAUUCAAAAACUGGGCGUGCAGCUGCUACAGAACCUGGAGACGUCGCCAGAGCAGCCAAAUGUCAUCAUAUCUCCUUUGAGCAUAUCAUUAGCGCUCUCCCAACUGGCUUUAGGCGCAGUAAAUGAGACAGAGGAGCUGCUGAUGCAUCAUCUCCAUGAAAACACUCUCCCCUGCUACCACGAAUCGCUGCAUAAUGUCCUGGAGCAGCUCAGGGACAACGACCUGCAAAUUGCCACACGGAUCUUCCUGCGCCAAGGGUUUGAACCAAAGCAAGACUUUGUCGAUGAAUCCAAGCGGUUAUAUGACUCAGAACCAGCAGUCCUGGAGAGCCUGCAGCAGAUAAACGACUGGGUAGACAAUGCAACAAAUGGAAAGAUGUCUGACUUCCUGUCUGCUUUGCCACCCAAUCUGCUCCUCAUGCUCAUCAAUGCUGUCCAUUUCAAAGGAGAGUGGAAAGCUCGAUUUGACCCGCGCUUCACCUCCAGAGGUGUGUUCUACCUUGACGACAAGAACAUGGUUGAUGUCGAAGUGAUGGAAGAUGCCAAACAUCCCUUGAGUUUAUUUACUGAUAGUGAACUUGAGGCUCAGGUAGCACGCUUCCCAUUCCAGAAGUCAAUGAGCUUGUUGGUGGUCAUGCCUAUGUCCGGCCAGGUGAACGUGUCUUCACUUUCCGCUAAACUGAAUGUCUCGGACCUGUAUCGUCGUCUGCCCAAGGAGAGGUCUGUUCAAGUUAAAGUCCCCAAAUUCAAACUGGAGUAUGCUCAAGACCUACAAGAUGUUUUUACUAAAUUGGGCCUCGGAGACAUGUUCUCCAGUCCCAACUUGGCUAACAUGGCAGACGGCCCCCUGCUGGUCUCCAGUGUGAUGCACAAGUCCAUCAUGGAGAUAAACGAGGAAGGUGCAGAGGCGGCUGCAGCCACCACUGUGGUCAUCUCACGGGCAUCCAAUCCCAUUUUCCACCUCAGCCAACCAUUCUUCUUCGCCCUUAUGGAUGAUAUGACUCAAGUGCCCAUUUUCAUGGGUGUCAUUAACAACCCAAAUCCCGGAGCUCCUAUCUUGCAGAGAGGAGGAUUUGGAAACAAAGAUAAAGUGGGAUUCCCAAUUGAUAAGAGUCAGGAUGGCACAUUCGGAGGUCCACCUAAGUAAUACCUACACUGCUGUCCCAGGGAAAACCCAGACCAAGAUCUCUGUGAUUGUACAGAUUAAAUGUACAAUAUCAAUUAGCUGGAUCAAAAUGUGUGUGAAAACAGAUGCUUUGUUUCAUUGUAGAAUAAACACACUAAGGAGCCCAGUAUCCCAUGUAAAAAACAAAUAUUAAGGACAUAAAAUGACAGUUUUGCUGCAUUAGAUGACAUGUCCUGGUCAAGCAACUCUUAAAAUUGUAAUAAGAUACAAGAAAUGGUUUGCACCCAUAAUAAAAUCUCUCUUCAUCUUUAUUUGAUUGCACUUUAAAUUUCCAAGAUCUCAAAAUGUAAGGCCAAUGUCACAGCAUUACUGCAUCAUUUUGUAUGUAGUUGAUUUAAAAAAAAAAAAAGAUGUCAUCUAAUGGGCUAAUAAAUUGAAUUGAUUUGAAUCACAACA
This is a messenger RNA of Sebastes umbrosus (honeycomb rockfish), 2173 nucleotides long. RefSeq names its product serpin peptidase inhibitor, clade F (alpha-2 antiplasmin, pigment epithelium derived factor), member 2b (gene serpinf2b). Gene Ontology annotation, molecular function: serine-type endopeptidase inhibitor activity. The coding region runs from base 287 to 1738 and encodes 483 amino acids. Gene Ontology annotation, biological process: negative regulation of endopeptidase activity. The record is from RefSeq and is a predicted model, not a curated record. Lineage: Eukaryota; Metazoa; Chordata; Actinopteri; Perciformes; Sebastidae. The transcript is spliced from 9 exons.